AUGGCCAACAUCAGUACCCUUUUGGACCAGUGGCGAGUUGCUGUAAAUUCUGAGGCAAAAAAUUCAAGCAAUCCAGAGUUACUCCUGGUCAUGGCCGGCAAUCGUCUGCCAGUUUUGGGUUCAGUGAUUUACCCAAUUGAUUCAAUGAGGAGGAACUUGGAUUGGGUACAUGUAAUAGCAUACAAUUACUAUUUGCCUGCAGGUAGGGAUAGAGUCACAUUCUUUCAUGCAACUUUGUAUGGCCCUUCGAACAUGGCUAAUACGGAUUAUGGCAUAAAUGAGUGGAAGAGAAGAAGUUUUUUGCCAAGCAAGUUGGUCUUGGGGUUGCCUUACCAUGGCUAUGCGUGGACACUUUUGAGCCCCCAAAAGAAUCCAAUGGGUGCAGUCUCUAAGGGUCCGGCUAUCACCAGCGACGGUGCCGUGGGCUAUAAGUGGUUCAAAUAG
Juglans microcarpa x Juglans regia is the source of this 444-nucleotide messenger RNA. Its product is annotated as class V chitinase-like. The transcript has a single exon. Bases 1 to 444 code for a protein of 147 amino acids. Gene Ontology annotation, biological process: carbohydrate metabolic process; chitin catabolic process. NCBI's taxonomy places the organism in Eukaryota, Viridiplantae, Streptophyta, Magnoliopsida, Fagales, Juglandaceae. Gene Ontology annotation, cellular component: extracellular region. Gene Ontology annotation, molecular function: chitin binding; chitinase activity. The record is from RefSeq and is a predicted model, not a curated record.